UAUCUAUAAAAUCAUCAGAAAAAGCAGAGGCUUAGUAAUCUGUCAUUGAAUCAACAGUUUGGGAUGAAAAAACUUCACAAAAUAUCUUACUUUUUGUUAGGAUUACGAUUACACUUCAUGCAAAACUUGAGAACAAUCUAAAAAUAUUGACAACCAACUGGGAAAACUUAUAUAUGCAAAUAUUAUAUAUGUAGAUUAGAUUGAUUACACGAAAAUGACACUUUGUACAUUCUUAUUUAAACAAAGUUGUCAUAACUAUGAUCUAAUUUAUGUAUAAAUGAAAGUGAAACCGCGACAAUGACAAUGACUUAACGCCCUGCUGACCAUCUCAUUAAUUUAAUUACCUAACAUCACAUGGGUGGCAGUGAUAACCAAGUUUUUUUUCAACGAGGAGGAACUCAUUACAGUUCAGUAGCAUUCAUUCACCUCCCUCUCACACUCUUCAAACUACUGUCACGAUGCAGCAGAAUUCGUUAGUUUACUGUUUCUUAAUUGUGCUAACUUUGCUGCCGGAGCAGGGCGUAAAGUUUGUCUGGAGUGCGGGCGUUGAUACAACUGCAGACGUUAUUGAAAUUGAAGGGGCUGAAUCAGGAGUGAUUCACGGGAAAGGAUAUGGAUACGGAUAUGGAAGAAAACGCUACGCUCACCCAAAAUUUCAUUACAAUUACGGAGUGAACAAUAAGUUAACGGGAGAUUUUAAGACAGCGUAUGAAGAGAGAGACGGUCCCAUCACGAAGGGUUCGUAUUCAGUUUUACAGUCCGAUGGAGUUCUCCGAACUGUGAAUUAUAUCGUCGAUCCAGUUGGAGGUUUCCAGGCGAAGGUGAUUAACAAAGGGUUAUCUGCACAUCACGGUGGAGUGGCGUAUGUGAAUAAUCCUGGUGGGGUUGGAGUUGGUUAUCUUGUUCCGGGUUACCAUGGUUACGGCAAAGGGGAAGGUUUACAUGGUGGUGUUGGAUAUCAUAAUCAUCUUUAUGGUUAAGAACGCAAUAUUUGCAAUUGUUGCAUAAAAGGACGAAUUCUACUUACGUUGAAUUUGGUGGCCAUAUGAGAGUUUCAAGAACAAGCUUAUAAAUAUUACGACUUAAAUAACAAAUGAUAAUUAACAUAUACAUAAGUAUCCAUACAAUACAUAUAUAUGAUAUAUAUGCAUGUGCCUUUUCUCUUUAAAGUGUACACACUUACACAUAAUAAUUUUCAGAUAGAAGGCUAACUGUUUGUACGUCAAUCCUGAUUGAAAGUUGGUUGUUAUUUUUGUAAAUCCUAAUUGGAAAUUAUAAGCUACAUAAAUACCUAUCGAGAGACUUGUUACAUGAAAUGAGUAUACAAAAUUUUAACCUAAACCAAGUUGUAAAAAUCGCAAAUUUGUUAAAUUUUGUAAAUAUAUAUUUUUUUUUACUUA
Folsomia candida is the source of this 1400-nucleotide messenger RNA. Its product is annotated as cuticle protein 19-like. The transcript has 4 exons. The record is from RefSeq and is a predicted model, not a curated record. The coding region runs from base 459 to 980 and encodes 173 amino acids. Gene Ontology annotation, cellular component: extracellular matrix. NCBI's taxonomy places the organism in Eukaryota, Metazoa, Arthropoda, Collembola, Entomobryomorpha, Isotomidae.